AUGGAGAACGGCGACGAAACCCUCGUCUCCCCCACCGCUGAGGCCGAGAAGGCUGCGCCCAACGGAGGCGUCGCGGGCGAGGAGGUCACCCUCGCCGACGCCGUCCACCCCGCCAAGUCCUACGCCGCCGUCGCCGCCAACGCCGAGAUCGAGGACCUCCGCGCCGAGGUCGAGCGCCUCCAGGCCCUCCUCGACCGCAAGAAGGCCGACCGUGAGGCGGACGAGCGCCAACGCCAGGAGCUCACGGCCGAGGUGGAGACCGUUCGUCAGGCGAAGCUCAAUCUCGAGAAGGAGGUCGACGCCCUGAAGGCUUCCGCCGCUGCUACCACCGUGGAGGACAGGGAGGCUGCUCCGGACGCUGGGGCCCCGAAGGAAGAGGGAGUCGCCUGGCAGGGGAUGGCAGCGGGGGCGGCCGCUGGUGCUGCCAUCACAGCUGCCGUCGUUCUGAUCUACCUCCGCCUCAAGAGGUAA
Messenger RNA from Triticum turgidum subsp. durum (durum wheat), 471 nucleotides. The record is from the annotation of a GenBank genome assembly. Lineage: Eukaryota; Viridiplantae; Streptophyta; Magnoliopsida; Poales; Poaceae.